Molecule: messenger RNA, 2405 nt
Organism: Solanum lycopersicum (tomato)
Lineage: Eukaryota; Viridiplantae; Streptophyta; Magnoliopsida; Solanales; Solanaceae
Product: internal alternative NAD(P)H-ubiquinone oxidoreductase A1, mitochondrial
Molecular function (GO): NADH dehydrogenase activity
Source: RefSeq, a predicted model, not a curated record
UCCUUAAUUGACCUAAGAAAAAAACCAAAACGUGUCGUUUGUUCCACCGAAAUGGCAGAGUUGCCUCUUUCAUUUUGCCUUCAUCUACAGUUGCAUACAUAUUUUGCAGCAAAUCACCCAAAUGUUUAAAUUAUAGCAGUAGAGAACUUGUAUUUGUGAUUUCUCCAUACCCUUUUUGUUUUACAUUAGAAAAAAAAAAUGCAUCAGAUUUUGACCAAUAUUUUCUUGCUGAUCAAGGUUUUGUCUAUAUAAAAUUAAAGAGGGUCUUUUUUUUGAAGUGUAAAAGUAAUACUGUUGACUCCUAAUAUCCUGGAAAAUUUCUUAUGGGGUUUCAUCUUCUUCUUUAAAUUCCUAAAGAGGUUUGGAUUUCAUACACAGACUGACUAGAGAGAAUUCAAAUGCGAAAUUCAUAUCUGUGUCAUUCUUAAACAUUGCAUACCAUCUAUAGUCCAAACAGUAAUUGCCUUAAUAAAAAAUUUCAACAGUAUCAGCUUCGGUAAGGGGUACUCUGAAAAUGGCAUUGGUAAGGGCUGCAAGGAGUAGCUUUAGGCGUUCUGGAGGUGCAAUCGGAAACUAUGCAAGUGAGAGAAAUAUAUUCUGUGAAGGCAUAUCACCAUUUAGACAUCCUGCGCCAGUUUUUGAAAAAGCUGUAACAGGUUUCAAUUCAUCAUACAUUCCAAGUACCCAGAUGAUAAAUCAAUUAAGUUUCGGGAACAGAGGAAUGAAGUUUACCCCUCAAUAUCAGUUUCCACAUGCAGCAGCUGAGACGGUUGGGGGUGCUGAUUCAAAGAAUGAAAGAUCCAGUUAUCCAGGCCUUGAAGCAACAAAACAGGGCGAAAAACCUAGAGUAGUUGUUCUUGGAUCUGGUUGGGCCGCUUGCAGAUUCCUCAAAGGAAUAGACACUAGUAUGUAUGAUGUUGUUUGUAUAGCACCAAGAAACCAUAUGGUCUUUACACCAUUGCUUGCAUCUACUUGUGUUGGAACAUUGGAAUUCCGAUCAGUUGCUGAACCAGUCACCCAGAUACAGAAAGCACUGGCAAAGGAUCCAAAUUCAUAUUUCUUCCUAGCAUCCUGCACUGGUGUUGAUGCUGAUAAACAUGAAGUAUACUGUGAAACGGUUGGCGAUCGUGGAGUCUCUCAUGAGCAUUACAGAUUUAAGGUUGCAUAUGACAAGCUUGUCAUUGCUUCUGGAGCUGAACCUUUGACCUUUGGCAUAAAGGGAGUGGAGGAACAUGCCUUCUUUCUCCGUGAAGUACAGAAUGCCCAAGAAAUCAGGAAGAAGCUUCUUAUGAACUUGAUGGUCUCAGAAACUCCAGGCAUCUCGGAAGAAGAGAAAGAGCGCUUGUUGCACUGUGUUGUGAUUGGAGGUGGACCUACAGGGGUUGAAUUCAGCGGGGAGCUAAGUGAUUUUAUUAUGAGAGAUGUACGCGAACGUUAUGCUCAUGUCAAAAACUACAUUCAUGUGACCCUCAUUGAGGCUAAUGAGAUUUUGUCUUCAUUUGAUGUUGGGUUGCGGGAGUAUGCGACAAAGCAUUUGACCAAGGUUGGUGUCCGCCUUGUUCAUGGUGUUGUAAAAGAAGUACAUCCAGAUAAAAUAGUUCUCAGUGAUGGAAGUGAUGUUCCAUAUGGCCUUCUCGUUUGGUCUACUGGAGUUGGUCCUUCCAAUUUUGUUAAAUCACUAAAUGUUCCCAAGUCUCCUGGUGGAAGGAUUGGAAUUGAUGAAUGGUUGCGAGUUCCUUCCGUAGAAGAUGUGUUUGCUAUAGGAGAUUGUGCUGGUUUUCUUGAACAGACUGGAAAGCCGGUGCUUCCGGCUCUUGCUCAGGUUGCUGAAAGGCAAGGGAAGUAUCUUGUUAAAUUGUUCACCGACAUUGGGAAACAGAAUGGAGGCAAAGCUCUCUCAGCCAAAGACAUCACUCUAGGAGAUCCAUUUGUUUACAAGCAUCUUGGAAGCAUGGCAACUGUGGGGCGUUACAAGGCUCUUGUUGAUCUCCGUCAAGCUAAGGGUGAGAAGGGUGUCUCAUUAGCAGGCUUCACGAGCUGGCUUAUUUGGCGGUCCGCGUAUCUGACUCGAGUUAUCAGCUGGAGGAACAGGUUUUACGUGGCUAUGAACUGGGGAACAACGUUAAUCUUUGGCAGAGACAAUACUAAGAUAGGAUAAACUACCACUUCUAGUAGGAUUUUCAUGUUCUUGAUCCAUUUUUUGAACACUUCUAAUAACCUACCUUGUAGUGUUAUCAAUAAUGUUAAUAUCUUUGAGGAUUGAAAAAGAAAAGGGGGAAAAAGUGCUUUGUCAAAAUGGAAUUAUGAGGGUUGGGGCAAGGGAUCUUUGACGACGUUAGAGUUAUAAUGUUACAUCAUUUCAAAACGUUAUUAAAUAUUAUGUCACAUAUUAUUUUUGUUAAGUA